AUGUCGGCUCCUCGUACCCUUUAUUAUGCUGCAUUAGUUCGUAUCCUUCAGUAUCUCAAAGGCACCAUAUUUCAUGGUCUUCAUUAUUCCGCCCGCUCCUCUCUCCAGCUUCGUGCUUUUUUCGAUGCUAAUUGGACUGGAGAUCCUACUGACCGCCACUCUACUACUGGCAAGAAACAAUCUCUUACUGCUCGUUCCAGUACCGAGGCUAAAUACCGUGCUCUUGCUGAUACUACUCAGGAGCUUCUUUGGCUUCUUGCUGACAUGGGUGUUACCCCCUCUGGUGCUACUGACCUCUUUUUGUGA
Molecule: messenger RNA, 306 nt
Organism: Camellia sinensis
Lineage: Eukaryota; Viridiplantae; Streptophyta; Magnoliopsida; Ericales; Theaceae
Source: RefSeq, a predicted model, not a curated record